AUGCAUUCCAUUCCUCCCAGCUUGAAGACCCCUUCCAUUACAGGCAUAGUAACUGAUUCCUACCCUAUUUUGCAUGAAAUUUUUCAGCUGGGAGACUUUGUCAUUGGAGAGAUUGUUUCUCUGUUCUUACUUUUCCGCUUCAGUACUAACUUCAUCAAACAACCAUCUUCACAGUUGAUCAAGGAAGUCAUUGCGGUGCCAAAGAACUAUCAGGAUAUCCUAGCCUUCGUAUUUGCUUUACAGGAGAUUAGAAAAAACCCCACAAUCUUACCUAAUGUGACUUUGGGAUUCCAUAUCUAUGAUGCCUACCACAGUAAUCGGAUGACUUACAAGUCCUCACUAGAUCUCCUUUCUUCACAGCAUAUAUCUGCCCCCAACUACAGGUGUGAUCUCCAGAACAAUUUGAUGGCCGUCAUUGGGGGAAUGUACUCUGAGAUUUCCCUCAGCUUGGCCACCAUUAUAAAUACCUACAAGGUUCCACAGUUCACCUAUGGCUCCCUUGACUCAAGUAUGAAGGAGAAAACUCUGUUCCCUUUCCUGUACCGAAUGGUUCCAGAUGACAUCCAUGAGUACACUGGGAUACUCCAUCCCUUUCUAAGGCAAAUCACAUUCAACAACAGUGCUGGAGAGACAAUACGUUUUGAUGAAAAUCAAGAAUUAAUUGCAGCAUUCGAUGUUACAAACUGGGUAACUUUCCCAAAUCAGUCUUUUGAUAGAAUUAAAAUUGGAAGUCUGAAUCCUUGGGCUCCUAAAGGAAAAGAGUUAACUAUUCAGGAUGAAAGCAUAGUUUGGCAUGGAAAGUUUAACCAGUCUUUAUCAGUUGUGCCCAUUUCUGUGUGCAAUGACAACUGCUAUCCUGGUUACAGCAAGAAAAAGAAGGACGGGGAGCCAUUUUGCUGUUAUGAUUGUAUUCCAUGUCCAGAAGGGAAGAUUUCCAACAAAAAGGAUAUGGACUUCUGCAUUGAAUGUGCCAAAGACCAUUACUCAAACUUGGACCAGAACAAAUGUAUUCCCAAGGUUAUGAGCUAUCUCUCAUAUCAAGAACCUUUGGGCAUCACUUUAGCUUUGUCUGCUAUUGCUUUGACUUUGAUCACAGCUUUGGUACUUGGAAUGAUGAUGAAGAACCAGGACACUCCGAUUGUCAAAGCAAACAACAAAAGCAUCACUUACAUUCUUCUCAUCUCUCUCCUACUUUGCUUCCUCUGCUCCUUACUUUUUAUUGGAGAGCCUGAAAGGGUCAUCUGCCUUCUGAGGCAAACUGCUUUUUGCAUUAUCUUCUCUGUGUCCCUAUCCAGUGUGUUGGCAAAAACCAUCAUUGUAGCUCUGGCAUUUAUGGCUACCCAACCAGGAUCCAGAAUGAAAAAAUGGUUGGGGAAAAGACUGGCAAACUCUAUCAUCCUUUCCUGCUCCUUUAUUCAAGCAGGAAUUUGCACUCUUUGGCUCAGUAUUUCUCCACCAUACCUAGAUACAGACAUGGACUCUCUAAGUGGAAAAAUUAUAGUGGAAUGUAAUGAGGGCUCAGUUUUUAUGUUUUAUUGUGCAUUAGGCUAUAUGGGUUUCCUGGCCAUUAUCAGCUUCACUGUGGCAUUUCUUGCCAGGAAAUUACCUGACAGUUUCAAUGAAGCCAAAUUUAUUACCUUCAGUAUGUUGGUCUAUUGCAGUGUUUGGCUUUCCUUUGUCCCAACCUAUCUGAGCACCAAAGGAAAAUAUUUGGUGGCUGUGGAGAUCUUCUCUAUCUUGACCUCCAGCGCAGGCUUACUAAUUUGCAUCUUUCCCCCUAAAUGCUACAUCAUUGUGUUCAGGCCUGACUUGAACAAGAGAGACCAGUUAAUAAGGGUGGGAAACAAAACAAUAUGA
Messenger RNA from Elgaria multicarinata webbii, 1857 nucleotides. Its product is annotated as vomeronasal type-2 receptor 26-like. The transcript has 6 exons. Gene Ontology annotation, molecular function: G protein-coupled receptor activity. Gene Ontology annotation, cellular component: plasma membrane. Gene Ontology annotation, biological process: G protein-coupled receptor signaling pathway. Lineage: Eukaryota; Metazoa; Chordata; Lepidosauria; Squamata; Anguidae. Bases 1 to 1857 code for a protein of 618 amino acids. The record is from RefSeq and is a predicted model, not a curated record.